Messenger RNA from Adineta steineri, 1122 nucleotides. Lineage: Eukaryota; Metazoa; Rotifera; Eurotatoria; Adinetida; Adinetidae. The record is from the annotation of a GenBank genome assembly.
AUGCUCAAUUAUGCUCUUCGCGUUAUGGAAGGUGAUACUAUUAUUAAUAUGGGUUUUUUUAUUCAUGAUCUUCAUCUACAAAUACAACAGCUACACCAACAGCAGGUUAAUAGCUAUCGUGGCAAAGCAUUCACAGUCUAUCGUGGACAAGGUCUCUCCAAAGCACGUUUUGAAAAACUUCGAAAAACAAAAGGUGGUUUAAUAUCCUUCAAUAAUUUUUUAUCCAGCAGUACCAAGCAAGACAUAGCUCUCGGACUUGCUUAUAGUGCGUCUGAGAAUGUGGACAUGGUUGGCAUUUUAUUUAUAAUGUCCAUUGAUCCUUGUAUUAAAUCAACACCAUUUGCCUCCACCAAGGAGAAGAGUUAUUUUAACGAAGAAGAUGAAAUUCUCUUCUCCAUGCACACCGUGUUUCGAGUCGGUGCAAUUAAAGUAAUGUACAGUAACAAUCAACUUUAUCAAGUUAAAUUACAACUAACGUCUGAUGAUGAUCAACAACUACGAUUGCUUACUGAUCGAAUACGAGUAGAAGUUUGUGGUAGUACUGGAUGGAACAGAUUGGCUAAUUUAUUGCUUAAAAUUGGUCAAUUUAAUAAAGCUGAAGAACUUUAUAACGUAUUACUCAAGCAGACAUCUGAUAAAGAUGAAAAAGCCCUUUAUUAUAAUCAGUUGGGAUGUGUCAAAGACGAUCAGGGAGAUUAUGAAAAGGCAAUUUGGUAUUACGAACAAGGACUUGAAAUUGACCAAGAAACUCUUCCUCCAAAUCAUUCUGAUUUGGCUACUUCAUACAGCAACAUCGGUUUGACGUAUAAUAAAAUGGGAGAGUGCUCCAAAGCACUUUUAUUUUACGAGAAAGGACUUAAAAUCUUUCUAAAGUCUCUUCCUUCAGAUCAUCCAGAUUUGGCUACUUCAUACAACAACAUUGGGAUUGUGUAUGACGAGAUGGGAGAGUACUCGAAAGCACUUUUAUUUUAUGAAAAAGCACUUGAAAUCUAUAGAAAAACUCUUCCUUCAAAUCAUCCUUCAUUGGCUACUUCGUACGACAAUAUCGGUGGUGUGUAUGACGUGAUGGAAGAGUACUCGAAAGCACUUUCAUUUUACGAAGAAGCACUUGAAAUUAAUUAA